Messenger RNA from Bemisia tabaci, 3680 nucleotides. The record is from RefSeq and is a predicted model, not a curated record. NCBI's taxonomy places the organism in Eukaryota, Metazoa, Arthropoda, Insecta, Hemiptera, Aleyrodidae.
GAUACAGUCGCGGUGUGCUCUCGCAGUUCCGUGUGCUGCGCCUGUGGCAGGAUAUCAUGCCAAUCUAGGACCAACAUGACCAAACAGAGCUACUUCCCAAGCAUGGUCCAAGCAAUUACAGUCCUGACCGUCCUCAAGAUGUUGACCAACGCUCAAACAACCUGCAAUCAAGGAAUUGGUCGAGUUGUCUAUGAGAGAUUACCAGAUCAGCAGUUGCAGGGCUUUGAUGAUGACGUGGUCAGAGACACAGCUCCUCCGUUCAGAGUUCUUGAGAAGUGUCAAGAAUUAUGUCUGCGGGAUCGAACAGCAACGAAUAACUUAGUCAGAACGUGUACUUCUUUCGACUUCCAGCCAGGGAGCCGGAUAGCAUCUUUCACUGGCACAGUCGAAUAUGAAGAAUCCACAUGUUACCUAACCCGAGAGCAAGCUCAUCCAGAAGGCAUAGGCAAUUUAGUUCUCGUCCCAAAUAGCGUCCAUUACACCGAAGUCUGCUUGUCUUCGAGUCGAAUUGAGCGAGAGUGCCCCAAUCGGCACUACGUGUUUGAGCGGCAUGCACGGAAAAAGCUGAAGCUUCCUUUAACAGAUACAAAAGAAGUCAUUGCAACUAAUAGGACAGAUUGUGAAGACAGGUGUUUGAAUGAAUUUUCGUUCGUUUGUCGUUCUGCAACCUAUGAUUCAGUUGCUCGAACGUGCUGGCUAAGCCGCUUCACACGGAGAUCUCAUCCAGAGCUUUUAGAAGAUGAUCCUAACUCUGAUUAUCUAGAAAACACAUGUUUGAAUGCUGAGAGGCGUUGUGACGGGCCAAUAAUUUUUGUCAAAGAGGAAAACAAGAGACUUGCUGGACCAUUUGAGGUUGAUAUAUAUGCUAAUUUAUCACUACCCGAGUGUCAAUCUCAAUGUUUGAGAGCUGAAAAGUAUUUUUGCCGAGCAAUAGAGUAUGAUGAGCAAAUUCGCCGUUGCAUUAUUUUUGAGGAGGACUCAAUGUCCCAAAAAGAUGAUCUGCGCACAAGCAGUAGCCCCACUCAUGACUUGUAUGACCUAGUAUGCUUGGAUAGUUUGGAAAAAUCAAACGAGUUUCCAGAAAAUUCAGUCACAUCCCACCUUUUUGCUGACGGGCGCCGGCCAGACACAGCUUUUCAGCGCUAUCGGAACAGCCGACUUGGAGGCGAGUUUCACUCAGAGAUUACAAGUCGAUCAUUGAGUGAGUGUCUAGACGAAUGUCUUCGGCAAGUCAGUUUUCAAUGCCGCUCAGCAGUUUACAGUGAACGAUUCCGCAUUUGUCGUUUGAGUCGAUUCAACCAACGAGAUGGACACAGGAUAAUCUAUGACGCGGACUACGAUUACUACGAGAACCUAAUGAGCAAUCCGACACCAAGUCAUCUGCCCCCAGUGCCGGCUAGACCUGAUCCUUUGGGGCAAGACUCCAAUUAUCAUGGCCAUGGUAGACCUCCUUAUCCAUCGAUUGGGAAACCCCUGGGUGCAUUUGGAGGUGUCUAUGGUGGUGGGAGUUUUCCUGGUUACACUGCAGGAUCAUCCACGCCACUGGGAGGGAGCCCCUACUCGUCGGAAACACCGGGGGGAUACUGGGGUAACAUAGCGGGCCACAGUGGGGAUGUUUCUGGGGGAUAUGGGUAUCCUAGCCAGACGCCAUCCAGUGUGGGUUAUCCGACGCCUGGACCUCCUAUUGCAGGACUGGGUGGGGUUCCCUCCAUAACUCCAUUAACCCCUGUUGGUCCAGGAUAUCCUCCGCCCUUGUAUGGAGGGCCAGCUGAUAUUGGUCGGCCGUUCAAUAUUCGCUGCGACGAUGCAGAUGGUUUUAAACAAAUUGGCGUGAGGAUGAGGAUGCGGCGUCAAUUCAUCCGGCGGAUGUCUGCCACGCCAACUCUUUCAAUGUGUGAGCGGGAGUGUGCGGAUUCCCGGGAUUUCAUUUGCCGCUCUUUCAACUACAGAGCGGCUCCAUAUGGUGCGCAACGUGAAAAUUGUGAGCUGAGUGAUCGAGACACCAGAGAUUUGGAUAUGAACAACCCGACGUUUUUUGAAACAACUGGAGACUAUGAUUUCUACGAACGUGCUGCGUCUGGGAGAAGUGGACAAGAGUGUUUGGAUGUGUCACAAGUUUGCAGUGAGGAUGGAAUGGAAUUCACUCUCAGAACUCCUGAGGGCUUUAUUGGUCGCAUUUACACGUACGGUUAUUAUGAUCGUUGUUUCUAUCGAGGAAACGGAGGCACCGCAAACGUGUUAAGGAUUAGUGGAGCUCAAGGCUACCCGGACUGCGGAACGCAAAGGUAUGGUGACACCAUGACCAAUAUUGUGGUCGUUCAAUUCAGUGAUUUUGUGCAAACGAGUCGGGAUAAGCGUUAUAAUUUGACGUGUUUGUUUCGGGGCCCUGGAGAAGCAGUGGUCACUUCAAGCUAUAUGACAGCCAAUUCCGGGAGCCCAAUUCCAAUCGAGUACCUUCCUGCGGAAAAUUCAUUGAGUUCCCGCGUGCGGCUUAUGAUCUUGUUCCAAGGUCGACCAACCAACACCAUCGCAGUUGGAGAUCCACUCACAUUCCGACUGGAGGCUCAAGAUGGUUAUAACUAUGUCAAUGACAUUUUUGCGACGAACGUCAUAGCCAGAGAUCCGUACACAGGAAGAUCCGUCCAACUUAUAGACCGAUAUGGGUGCCCUGUCGACAAUUAUGUUUUUCCUGGCUUAGAUCGUUCUCGAGAGGGUGAUGGUCUUGAGGCAAGAUUCAACGCUUUCAAAAUUCCUGAAUCUAACUUCCUUGUUUUUGAGGCCACUGUUAGAACCUGUAGGGAUGGUUGUCAGCCGGCUUACUGCACGGGUCAUUCUGGGAGAAAUGAGCCCUCUCUAGGAAGGCGAAGAAGAGCAGUUGCAGAAGAGGAUGUUGCAGAGGAAAGUGUGGCGGAAAGUGACCUGAGAAAUGAGCCAGCUCUAAGGAGACAAGCACGGGAAAUCGGCGAAGAGAGCGAGGAAGUGAUUUCUCUUGAGGGUGAAGGCUCCGUUCUGGAAAUCACUAACAGCACUGAUGAAGAGAGGGUCAGAGAGAUGAUCAAGGUUUUUGACUCACGCUAUGAUAUGCCAGUUCAAAAACAAAAGAUUAACGCCCUCAUAUCACAGACAAUAUGUUUGAGCACACGUGAAUAUUAUGUCAUGGUUUUCACGAUGCUGGUCUUUCUGUCACUACUAAUUGUUUCAACAUUUUUCGCUGCCAUAUACUACAAACGAUACUGGGUGAUUCAAAGUAAAAAUGAAGUGGUAAAUCCUUCGCCCACUUUCUUCUCUAGCUCUAGUGGUCCGAGUCUUUUCUCUUUCCUCAGCCCGAGCUCUCAUAAGUUCACCUCAACCAGAACCGUGUGUAGCAGCAUUAUUGAUAGUCAGAUAGAUGCUCCCCCCGAGAUCAACUCAAUUAUCAAUAGUCGCGUGUUUCAAGAUCCAAGUGAACCAAUCUACACCGAUCCAUCACUGUUCGAGCGAUCCCGAAGUCUUCGAAGCAUUGCUAUGUCUCAGAUUUCGCAGAAGUAUCGUAAAGAAGAAAAUGAUGAAUUCCACUGCCACUGACAAAAUUACUGAAAUUGGAGUACUGUACCCCUGACUAGUUUCUACGGAAUGAGAUGUUUCGAUGAUCUCAUGAACUUUAGGUGAAAUUGCGGGCAACAUUAUUUGGAAAACAGGAA